Messenger RNA from Talpa occidentalis (Iberian mole), 1968 nucleotides. It is a transcript of the gene DPYSL5, whose product is annotated as dihydropyrimidinase like 5. Lineage: Eukaryota; Metazoa; Chordata; Mammalia; Eulipotyphla; Talpidae. Gene Ontology annotation, molecular function: hydrolase activity, acting on carbon-nitrogen (but not peptide) bonds, in cyclic amides. The transcript is spliced from 13 exons. Bases 61 to 1755 code for a protein of 564 amino acids. Gene Ontology annotation, cellular component: cytosol; cytoplasm. The record is from RefSeq and is a predicted model, not a curated record.
GCGAGGCUGGAGACGCCGCCGACCGAGGACCCCCGCAGCCGCCGCAGCCCGGAGGAGAACAUGCUUGCCAAUUCAGCCAGCGUGCGAAUUCUCAUCAAGGGAGGCAAGGUGGUGAAUGAUGACUGUACCCACGAGGCUGAUGUCUACAUUGAAAAUGGCAUCAUCCAGCAGGUGGGCCGGGAGCUCAUGAUCCCAGGAGGGGCCAAGGUGAUCGAUGCCACCGGGAAGCUGGUGAUCCCUGGAGGCAUCGACACCAGCACCCACUUCCACCAGACCUUCAUGAAUGCCACGUGUGUGGACGACUUCUACCAUGGGACCAAGGCUGCACUGGUCGGAGGCACAACCAUGAUCAUCGGCCAUGUCCUGCCCGACAAGGACACCUCCCUGGUGGAUGCCUAUGAGAAGUGCCGGGGUCUGGCCGACCCCAAGGUCUGCUGUGACUACGCCCUCCACAUGGGGAUCACCUGGUGGGCGCCCAAGGUGAAAGCAGAAAUGGAGACUCUGGUGCGGGAGAAGGGUGUCAACUCGUUCCAGAUGUUCAUGACCUACAAGGACUUGUAUAUGCUUCGAGACAGUGAGCUGUACCAAGUGUUGCACGCUUGCAAGGACAUUGGGGCGAUCGCCCGAGUCCAUGCUGAAAAUGGGGAGCUCGUGGCUGAGGGUGCUAAGGAAGCAUUAGAUUUGGGUAUCACAGGCCCAGAAGGAAUCGAGAUCAGCCGUCCAGAGGAGCUGGAAGCUGAAGCCACACACCGAGUCAUCACCAUUGCAAACAGGACUCACUGUCCCAUUUACCUGGUCAAUGUGUCCAGCAUCUCGGCUGGUGACGUUAUUGCAGCUGCUAAGAUGCAAGGGAAGGUGGUGCUGGCUGAGACCACCACGGCCCACGCCACGCUGACGGGCUUGCACUACUACCACCAGGACUGGUCCCACGCAGCCGCCUACGUCACGGUGCCUCCGCUGAGGCUAGACACCAACACCUCAACCUACCUCAUGAGCCUGCUGGCCAAUGAUACUCUGAACAUUGUGGCUUCCGAUCACCGGCCCUUUACCACGAAGCAGAAAGCCAUGGGCAAAGAGGACUUCACCAAGAUCCCGCAUGGCGUGAGCGGCGUUCAGGAUCGCAUGAGCGUCAUCUGGGAGAGAGGGGUGGUUGGAGGGAAGAUGGAUGAGAACCGUUUUGUGGCCGUUACCAGCUCCAAUGCAGCGAAGAUUCUCAACCUGUAUCCCCGCAAGGGCCGCAUCAUCCCUGGAGCUGAUGCCGACGUGGUGGUGUGGGAUCCAGAAGCCACAAAGACCAUCUCAGCCAGCACCCAGGUGCAGGGAGGAGACUUCAACCUGUAUGAGAACAUGCGCUGCCACGGCGUGCCGCUGGUCACCAUCAGCCGGGGCCGGGUAGUGUAUGAGAACGGCGUGUUCAUGUGUGCUGAGGGCACCGGCAAGUUCUGUCCCCUGCGCUCCUUCCCGGACACCGUCUACAAGAAGCUGGUCCAGAGGGAAAAGACCUUAAAGGUGAAGGGCGUGGACCGCACUCCCUACCUGGGGGAGGUCGCUGUCGUUGUGCAUCCUGGGAAAAAAGAGAUGGGAACGCCGCUGGCGGACACUCCCACCCGGCCCGUCACCCGACAUGGGGGCAUGAGGGACCUUCACGAAUCCAGCUUCAGCCUCUCUGGUUCUCAGAUUGAUGACCACGUUCCAAAGCGAGCUUCGGCUCGGAUCCUCGCGCCCCCCGGAGGCAGGUCAAGUGGCAUUUGGUAAAGGCACUGACCAGCCCCCCAAGUGAGGAUGCACCGCUGCCACCAGCACACCCUCGGCCUGCACACCCUCGGCCACAGCUGCAGGGGGAGGGAGAGGCUGGGCUGGGCAACACACCAUCUGAGGGGGCCACGGGACCCGGGGAGCCCUCCCCAUGUCUGACACGUGAUUCACUGUGCUUCGAGCCAACCCUAACAGGCACUUUGAGAUGUGUUC